AUGUCACUGUACCAAGAGAAGGACUCGGUCGAAUCGACUCCUGGGCCUGGUGAGAGCGAGCUUACCGCGUCGCGUGUUAGCAAGUGGGAUGUCGACGCCUCCGACAAGGACGCCCGGAGUGUCGCAGGCGUUCUCUGCACCGAAACCAUCCGAGCAUUCAGAGGCAUCGUGCGAAAUAUCGAGCGGCGUGACGACCUCCCUCAAAGUAACCGGCAUUGCUUGAAGAAGACCUGUGAUACUUUGAUCCUGUGGGCCUCAGGAUACGGUGUCAAUGAAGGAGAUCUGGAUGAGGCCCUCGCAACAUCAUGGGUAUUGCAGCGGUCUAUGCUUGAGUUAAUGGUAUCCGUUGGUAGUCUGCUUUUGCUCAAGCAAGGAAUCCCAGGAGAUGUCGACCCCUUCGCCCUGAAGACAGCCAUUUCUGAUGCAUCAGGCGUUUUGUCAGAAGGCCUCCAAAGCCAUCUUCGCAGGGAAACCGAGAAUGAUAACGACAGCGACAGCAGCAGUGACUUGUCGGCAACCGAGGGCGACAAGCUCGAAUGCAUCAUACAGGACAUCGACCUCUCAGUGCAGUGCCUUCUCGACCUCGGACCUCUCAUCAACAGUCAAAUAAAAGAUCGCAACAUCAUCGAGGUGCCCCGUUCUGGAGCCGCUGUGGCCACAUUUAAUCCACAUCAGUUCUUCGCCGACAUGCUGUCACACCGAUACCCGAGAGCAGAAAAGGACAUGAGAGACCGACUUGCUAGAGCCAACUUUGACCGCUUUCUCAGGACGAAUGAGCUGAGGGCAAAGAAUGCUGAGGGUACUCCAACAGAAGAUAAUGCCGCUGGUUCUACUGAAUUCAAUGACUCGGGCAUCGGAACGUCCAUUCACACAGGAGCUCCGUAUGCCGCGACACUCAUGUCUUACCGGAACAUUUAUUCCGGGACCUUAGACCCUGGGUUUGCCACGACACUACCUGUCCUCGAGGAUGCAAGCCCUUCGUGA
Molecule: messenger RNA, 984 nt
Organism: Colletotrichum orchidophilum
Lineage: Eukaryota; Fungi; Ascomycota; Sordariomycetes; Glomerellales; Glomerellaceae
Exons: 3
Coding region: 1-984 (327 amino acids)
Source: RefSeq, a predicted model, not a curated record